Molecule: messenger RNA, 4971 nt
Organism: Pecten maximus
Lineage: Eukaryota; Metazoa; Mollusca; Bivalvia; Pectinida; Pectinidae
Product: ribosomal protein S6 kinase delta-1-like
Biological process (GO): protein phosphorylation
Molecular function (GO): ATP binding; protein kinase activity; phosphatidylinositol binding
Source: RefSeq, a predicted model, not a curated record
UGAUUUGCUAAUAACUUUGUGUAUGUCGCAAUCCGUCACAAGGGAAGAUGGCGGCGAAGAACAAGACUGCUGAUCGGCUCUGGCAGUUUGACGUUUCCGACCCCACCAAGCACCCUGAUGGCUUUACUAUAUACAAAGUAUCGUGCAAGGUGUUUCAAAUCCACUCACCAGAAAGUUUGACAGAGAUACUUAUUUGGAAAAGAUACAAUGACUUCAAGAACUUAUUCAGAGUGAUGCUGGCACUUCACAAGGCCCUUCAUAGAAAAGAAGAAUUUCCCCAGUUUGCCAAACCCAAACUUUUUGGUCGUUUUGAAGAUUCUGUGAUAGAAGAACGGCGUCUAAGUGCCCUACAGCUACUAAACUUUAUUGGUAAUCAAGCUCAUCUUCAUAGGUCUAAGGCAUUCCAGGAAUUUCUGAAGGGAGGAAAGCAGAGACAUGGUUUGUCUGGGAACGUGAUGAAACCAUCUAAGCUGGACAUUUUGUCACCAGAUUCUUCGUCCUCCACACAAUCUGACGAUUCCCAGACAAAAUCCAGCGAGGAACUGCUUCAGCCAGUGAAACAUCCACCGUACGAUCCCAACAGUAUCACCUCUGAUAGCAACACAGAUGGAGAAUCAGAAAACAGUGAUCAGAAGGAGAUGAAGUUGGAAGGUGUGUGGAAUUUCCCACAGAUCCCGGACAACAUCAGUCUGAAUUCCUACGACGAUGACACGGAGGACGGGGAUGUGGAGUCUAAUCUUAGUGCCUCUCUACCCGACACGGACAUUGCCUAUUUUGACCCCCUGUCUACUGAAGACCUUGAUGGCAAACCAGAUAUACAUACAAGCGGUAGUUGGCUUUUUGCAGCCAUGAAUACAUGUGCAGAAAUGGACUCAGAAGACUUGAGAGAUGAAACUGAUUCAACAACCCCAUCAGAUACUGAUGCUGGUAUUCAGAUUGACUUCGAUGAGAAGACGGAAGAGAUGACAGCCUCCACAGAUACAGUGAUAGAAGUCCGAGUUGAUGGCGUUCAUAAGUCGGAGACCGACACUGAAAGCCGGAAAUCUUCAACACCUGAUCUCAGUGAAUUUGACCCACUGAGAAUGAGGACUGAAUCCAGUGUGGAGUAUGGUAGAGGUGACCUUGACCUUUCCAACGCUACUGGCAAAGGAAGUGUGUCAUCUCGUAGUAACAGCGCAGCAUCAAGUGCAACAUCUUCCCCUGCACAUAAGGUUGGUCGCAGUCCAAACCGAAUACGGUCACACACGGGCGAGUCGGUGUCUACCAUGGACCUUGGGGGUAAGGAAGACUAUAUCUACAUAGCAGCCAAUCAGAUCUGUCAGGCUCAGGACCAUGAGGCGAAUGGCCGAUACGAGCAUGCCUUCUCCUCGUACAAAAGUGGGGUUGGAAUCUUACUCCAGGGAGUUCAAGGUGAUAAGAAUAAAGCAAGAAGAGACGCUGUGCGGAGAAAAACAGCCCAGUAUCUGAUAAAGGCAGAGGAUCUGUACAACAGACACCUGGCUAAAGAAACGCUUGAUCACAAACGAUGGGCGGCUGAUGGAGACUUGUCACCGCUAUCAGAAGUUGACCCCUCUCUGGCCCUGCUGAAGGGCUCCACAGGGGAACUUAAGAACUACAAGGUACUGGGGACUGUAGACUCUGUGUUACUAGUCAUGGAUAGAAGUACGGACGAUACAUACAUCAUGAAGACAGUCCACAAAUCCAGUACCUGUAAUACAAGGUCUCGGACCAUCUUACCGGUAUCAUGCCCUUAUAUGGUAGGACUUCACAAGUUUUAUGAAACAGAUAACGCCAUUCACCUGUUGCUGCAGUAUGCCACCGGCGGCAAACUGUGGACCUACAUUGGUGCUUAUCUCCACGCUAACCGAGGCAACACCCGGGACAACGCUCCCGGGCUGGUCACAGAUCACGACCAGUUCACUCAUGCAUAUAUGGGGCAAAAAAUCCAUAGCCAUGAUAACUUGGCGCCUGAGUCAAAUAACCUGGUGGCUGGUAAAGAGAAAGAUGAUACGAAUAAAAUGUGUAAUGAUUCUGAAUUUGCUGCGCUUCAUAUGAAAUACACUAAAGACAAUGAAACAUGUGCCUACAGUCAUAACAAAACAGACGAUUCGUGUGCAGAUUCGAAAGUUCUAGAGGCUAAAUCUAAGGUGUCAGAAGAUGAAAAAAACUGUGAUAAGAGGACAAGUCCUGCCGAUCGGAAAACGAGAACGCACACAUUAAGUAGUAUUUCUUCCUUGGACAACCAAGAUAUCGGAGAAACAGACAUACAAGACUACAAGUCUUGUGCACUAGACCAGAGAGAUUUUCAAAUUAGUGAUAUUUUAGAGAACACCAAGCCUAAUUUAGAUUGUUUUAGUAUAAAUAGUGUAGAAAGUAAUGAAGGAGUUCAGAGAAUGGACAGCAAUGCGUCGGAUAAUCCCGCAUUUGAGUGUAUUCCCGAGGAGAGUGAGUUGUCACCAAGACACCGGCCUCUUGUUGAGGACGAUGUUUUUCCUGGGGGAAAAGUCGAAAAUAACCUACAGGAUCAUGAAACUAUACCUGAGAAUGAUUCAGACAUGAUUGUGCAAAACGCGAAGAAGUUGAUUAAGUCAGUUGAAAGGACAUUAUCUCUAGUUGAUUUCGAAGUUGAGGAAGUGAUUUCACCGAAAAAAUUGUCAGAUUUUGAUGUAGACCGUGAAAAAAUUAGUUCUAGUGUUAAAGACAGUAAUGAUUUGUCCUCUGGCACGCCAACAUCACAAAACAUAAGUGACCUUCAAGACGAAAGGUUGCAAAGUCGAAAUUCUGAAAAUCUGGCAGAUGAUUAUGAUAGUUCGAAUGAAACCAGUAUAUAUGACCUCAACAGAUCGGGCGAGGACACAAGUGAAGGCGAACCAGCUAAGUCGCUGAGUGAUUCUCCGCAUAAGCAUCUGUCUGACCUUGAUUUAUUAGAAGAUAGUAAGGAUAGAUCAAGCACAUUAGUCAAACCCAAUUCAGACCCAGACUUAUCCUCAAGACGAUAUAGUGACCUUGACCGCAAAGAGUCAAGGUCAUCAACUUUCACUGAACACUCCUUGACUAGACAUCCGACUCCUCCUAAAAAACUUAGUCUGGCCCGCAUGAAUUCAAAAGAUCUUUGCCGGUCAGCAUCUAUGGAACGAGAGCUGACCUCUCCAUUAAAGACCAGACAUAGGAAUUUAUCUGGAGUGUUUCAGCAGCUGGAUCUUGCCACUAGUAGUCCAGACCAGGUUCAUCUGCCAGAAUCUUGUAUCCAGCAGUGGGCGGCCGAGAUGGUGGUGGCAUUGUCAAGACUUCAUGCUGAGGGAAUUCUUUGCAGAGAUUUGAAGCCUGACAACGUGCUGCUUGGGGAGCGGGGACAUGUCCUGUUGACUUACUUUUGUCAGAUCAGUACCACAGAGAAAGAUGUCGACUUCGAGGCUGUGGACCAACUAUAUGUUGCCCCUGAGGUGAGAAGUAUAUGUGGUUACACUGAUGUCUGUGACUGGUGGAGUCUAGGAGCCCUUCUCUACGAGCUUCUUACUGGACGUAGUUUAUUGAGCUGUCAUCCAGGAGGAAUCACUUCACAUACACAACUUUACGUACCAGAGAGUUUGUCUACCGAGGGAAGGGGUCUCCUCCAACAGCUAUUGUGUUACAAUCCACGUGAGCGUCUUGGAGCUGGGAUCAAUGGCGCGGAGGAAAUAAAGGCACAUCCUUUUUUCAAUGGAGUGAACUGGAAUGCUCUGGAGAAUUUGUGUACAUGAAAAAAAAAAUCCACUGGAAGCCUGAAACAUUGACAUGCUAAAUGUAUGAUCCAAAUGCAAUUGCUGGUUACACAAUCCAGUUACAUUUGCUGGACACACAAUCCAGUCACAUUUGCUGGACACACAAUCCAGUCACAUUUGCUGGACACACAAUCCAGUCACAUUUGCUGGACACACAAUUUUUAGUCACAUUUAAAAAUGAAUUAUGCUGGAUACACAAUUGAAAUCAAGUCACAUCUACUCGACAUACAACCUAGUCACAUUUGCUGGACACACAAUUAAAAUACAGUCACAUUUGCAGGACACACAAUUAAAAUGCAGUCACAUUUGCAGGACACACAAUUAAAAUGCAGUCACAUUUGCAGGACACACAAUUAAAAUGCAGUCACAUUUGCUGGACAUACAACCUAGUCACAUUUGCUGGACACACAAUUAAAAUGCAGUCACAUUUGCUGCACACACAAUUAAAAUGCAGUAACAUUUGCUGCACACACAAUUAAAAUCCAGUCACAUUUGCUGCACACACAAUUAAAAUCCGGUCACAUUUGCUGCACACACAAUUAAAAUGCAGUCACAUUUGCUAGAUAUACAAUCUAGUCACAUUUGCUGGACACACAAUUAAAAUCCAGUCACAUUUGCUGGACACACAAUUAAAAUCCAGUCACAUUUGCUCGACAAACAAUUUAAAUCUGGUCACAAUUGCUCGACACACAAUAAAUAUUCAGUCAAUCUGCUGGAUACAAUUUAAACAUUGAACAAUAAGUACAGUUUGCUUGACUUAUCAAACUCAAGGAUAACAAACUUUCAUACUAGAUUUUCAGAAAUUUAAAUCUAGAUGUGAAUACAACAUUACUGCUGUCAAAAGUGCAUUAUUUUCAUGAACACAGACCUAAACAACUGCCCAUUGCAAUGUCAUCACGAUGGCAUCAUUUAACUGUAGAUAGCCUUCUCCACAUAAAACUCAAUUAAUUCCAGGAGAAAAAGUAUCCCAGCACAGUUUUAACUAAGCUACUUAAUUCCAAUAUGCCUACUCAUAUGACUUUUAAAAUUGGUUGAUCCACAACUAGCUAUUGUAGUUGUAGGAAAAAGUAUGGAUAGAUUCGGAUCAAGGGUGAUCCACUGAUCAUGACUCAUUUGAACAUUUUUUAACAUUUUAUAAACACAAAAAAUGAAAAUGCAUAUACAGUGUAUUUUCUUGGUGAACCAGUCUUUAUUUAAUAUUUUACCACAA